This is a messenger RNA of Macrosiphum euphorbiae (potato aphid), 306 nucleotides long. The record is from the annotation of a GenBank genome assembly. Lineage: Eukaryota; Metazoa; Arthropoda; Insecta; Hemiptera; Aphididae.
AUGACGUCAUUUAGUUACGGUUCUGGCGCCUUAACUCGACGGGCAAGUGGAAUUAGUACGUCGGUCGCUUUUAAUCCCGAUAACACGUCAAAAUGCAUCAGUCAUGGAAAGUCGGCCGACCGUACUCCGGGACUCCGGGGGGAUAAAUUAGUUUUUGACCAAUUAUCUGGUAUUAGAUGGCAACAGGGGAACACCGGUGGUAUGGAUAAAGUGGUUCAAUGGAAGAUCGUGUCAACUGGCUCCAAUGGUAGUCAGCUAGUGGACUGCAGCUAUGUCACGUCGUCGUGUCGUAGCAUAAUCGAUUAA